AUGGCGGAGCCUGAUACCGUCACCGUCCCUUAUCGCAAAACUACUCGUUUCGACGAGUUAAAUCCUUUUAUUGACGAUCAAGGGCUCAUUAAAGUAGGAGGUAGAUUAAAAAAUUCUGAUUUAUCCUUCGGCGAAAAACACCCAAUGGUCUUGCCGACCAAUCAUCACGUUACCGAUCUCAUAAUUAGAAAGGUGCAUCAUAAGACGUAUCAUGCGGGCAUACAGACGACACUGCAUACCAUCCUUAAUAAGUUUUGGAUCAUAAACGGAAAAGACCAAGUCAGACGUAUAGUUAGGCGUUGCGUGGAUUGCAUUCGGGAGCGCCCGCGAUUCUUGCAUGGUCAGAUGGCUGAUUUGCCAUCGUGUCGAGUAAAUGAAACGCCAGCAUUUUUUCACGUCGGCAUAGAUUACUUCGGGCCAUUUUUUACAAAAGAAAAAAAAGAGCGCAAUCGCAACAGGGUCAAAACAUACGGCUGCAUUUUUGUUAGCAUGGCUACAAAGGCCGUACAUUUAGAAAUUGUAAGCGAUCUGACCACGGCGGGAUUCUUGGGCGCGUUUAGUCGUUUCAUGUCUAGACGAGGCACCCUGGCGCACGUGUAUUCAGACAACGGUACGAAUUAUGUCGGCGCAAACAGCCACUUGCGCGAGCUUUACGCUUUAUUGAACUCCGAAAAACACAGAGAGAUGGUACAUGCGUUUAAGGCCGAUAGAGAAAUUGUCUGGCAUUUCAACCCGCCCCUUUCACCACAUUUUGGCAGGCUACAGGAAGUGGCGGUCAAGUCCUUCAAGCACCAUUUCAAACGUGUGCUAAAAGAUCAAUUACUUACCUACGAGCAAAUAACUACCUUAGUGAGUGAAAUCGAGGCAAUUUUGAAUUCGCGCCCCCUCUGUUCUCUCUCCGCGGAUCCAAAUGAUCCUUUAACUAUAAGUGCUGGACAUAUUUUAAUAGGGAGACCCUUUACCGUACUGCCUGAUCAUGACCUUACUUUAAUUCCAGAUAAUCGACUAACCACUUGGCGCUUUAUCACCAAGGCCAGACAAUCUUUUUGGCAAAGAUGGCAUAAGGAAUAUUUGAGCGAACUUCAGAAGCGUCAGAAGUGGCAAGGUUCAAAUGGCAAGAUCGAAAUUGGAUCAGUAGUCAUUUUAAUGGACCCGAAUCUUCCUUGCUCACGCUGGCCUCUGGGUGUGGUCAUCGAGACAUUUCCUGGGAACGAUGAUGUGGCUCGCGUGGUCUCAGUCAAGACCGCAAACGGAAUAUUCAAAAGAAACAUCACGAGAUUAUGUCCACUUCCAAAAGAAUGA
Molecule: messenger RNA, 1302 nt
Organism: Copidosoma floridanum
Lineage: Eukaryota; Metazoa; Arthropoda; Insecta; Hymenoptera; Encyrtidae
Source: RefSeq, a predicted model, not a curated record